Molecule: messenger RNA, 852 nt
Organism: Dissoconium aciculare CBS 342.82
Lineage: Eukaryota; Fungi; Ascomycota; Dothideomycetes; Mycosphaerellales; Dissoconiaceae
Product: proteasome core particle subunit alpha 2
Exons: 4
Coding region: 1-852 (283 amino acids)
Biological process (GO): ubiquitin-dependent protein catabolic process
Cellular component (GO): proteasome core complex, alpha-subunit complex; proteasome core complex
Source: RefSeq, a predicted model, not a curated record
AUGGCCGACAGAUACUCUUUCUCGCUUACCACAUUCUCGCCCAGUGGAAAAUUGGUGCAGAUUGCAGAAUAUGCACUCAACGCUGUCAACCAAGGUGUGACCUCAUUAGGAAUUAAGGCAGCGAACGGCAUUGUCCUUGCUACCGAGAAGAAGUCGUCAACGCCGCUUAUCGAUGCCUCUUCAUCAUCCAAGAUCUCACUGGUCACACCGAACAUCGGCAUGGUUUACUCUGGCAUGGGUCCGGACUACCGCGUACUGGUAGACAAGGCACGGAAAGUCAGCCACACAGGAUACAAGCGCAUAUACAACGAGUAUCCUCCGACUCGGAUACUGGUCCAGGACGUGGCACGGGUGAUGCAGGAGGCGACACAAAGUGGUGGUGUCCGGCCGUAUGGUGUGAGCUUAUUGAUUGCGGGUUGGGAUGAUGGCAUUCUUCCAGAGCAAGAAGAGCAACAGGCGGCUGAGGAUAUGGCAGUGGACGGAGCAGAAAAGAAGAAAACCAGCAAGACUGGUGGUGUGCACAAGGGCGGACCAAGUCUUUACCAGGUGGACCCGAGUGGAAGUUACUUCCCUUGGAAGGCUACCGCGAUCGGCAAGAGUGCGACAAGCGCCAAGACAUUCUUGGAGAAGCGAUACACUGAGGGACUGGAAUUGGAAGAUGCCGUACACAUUGCGCUUCUAACGCUGAAGGAGACCAUCGAGGGAGAGAUGAACGGCGACACGGUCGAGAUCGGUAUUAUCGGACCUCCUGCGAACAAUCUGCUAGGCUUCGAUGGCGUCGAAGGCGCCGUCGGUCCUCGCUUCCGAAAGCUCAGCCCGCAGGAAAUUGAAGACUACCUCACGACAUUGUAG